AUGCGGUACAGGGCAGUCUUCUUGUGCCUGCUCCUCAUCAGCUGCCGGGCAGCGCAGGAAGAUCUGUGCGAAGGAGAUGGCUCAUCUUCCCUGCAGGUGAAGCAUCAAGCAGCCGAGGAAGCAGGGCAGCCACCCAAUCGCGUGGUCAACCGAAUCACCUACGACACACACUAUGGUGUGGCAACCUACGACACCGGCAUGGUCAACCGAACCACCUACGAGGACACCACCUGCUUGUCGAGUCACAUCAAUGGUGCAGACAACUUCGCCUUCGACAUAGCACCAGAUCAGCGCACUGUAGUCUACAGGGAUGACGCACAGCUGGGCUUUGCCGACAUUACCGACCCGUACAGCCCUGCUGGAACGGGCUUGAGCACCAGCUUUUGGAAUCCCGACGAGGUGGCAGUCAAGGACGAUACUUUUGCUUUAGCCAUCCGCCAAGACCAGCUGAUCGUCGUCAACAUUACAUCCCAAACGUCCGUGCACACCAUCGAGCUUGGAGAAAGGGCAAAUGACAUUACUAUCAGCCCAGACAGAACGAUUGCAGCCAUUACAACUGACGGUAGCUACAUGGUCCAGGUGAACAUAUCUGAUUCGGACCCAGUGGCCUGGACAACGCAGGUAAUAAGCGAUAUUACGAACAUUACAUACGACGGUCCCAAAGUUGAAAUUCGGGCAGACAACAUCGCAGUACUGACCUUGAACAGCAACUCGAUCAUCAUACUGAACCUGACGGAUGCCACGAUCCUUGACAGGUUCUCUGCCGGCGAAGUUAACCUCACUGGCAUCGACACGGUGGAGGACAAGCUAUACGACCUAGACUUUGAUGGCUUCAUCAACUUGAACUCCAGCCUCACGGAUGUGAAGCGGGAGCCAUGGGGGGUUGCUUGGCUCGGGGACUCCAGUUUCUUUGCUACGGCGGACAGGGAGAGUCGAGGCUUCAGCAUCUUCAACCAGAGUGGAGAGCUUAUCUUCACCUCGGGGAAUCAACUUGACCACUUGGCUGUUUCUCUUGGCCACUAUCCUGACGCAUCCUCUGAUUCAACCAGCAUUGACGUGCGGAAUGUGGAGUUCGGCACAGUCGACGGUUGCCAGAUGCUCUUCGUCCAGUGUAUCAGGGCGAGCCUCACCUUUGUCUUUGAGGUCUCGGACCCUUCUAGGCCUGAAUUCUUGCAGGUACUGCCAGCCAUCAGAAGGCCUGUGCAAGGGAAGGUGGUGCCCGACCGGCAUCUCUUUGUGUCAAUGUCGGUAGGGGGAAGCUUUUUCUCGGACCAGGACUCCGGCUUGGAGUUGUACCAGUGUUCACGGUGGCCGAGGCAGUUUCCCUUCCUGGAGUCCGGGGAUGCGGGAGAUGGCACGCCCAUUCCAUGGACACAGGUGGCCGGCCUCACCGGUGAGGAAGACGGCACGUUGUAUGGCAUCGAGGGAGGGGAAAUGGAGGUGCAAACUCAAAUUCUGGUCAUUGACAGCCAGCAGCAACCUCCACUAGUCACGGAAACCAUCCCCGUGACAUACCCGAAUGGCACGUUGGUGGAGGACUUGGAGUCUCAGGGGAUCGAGCGCAUACCUUCAGGCUUCGCGAUUGUCGAGGAGUCUGGGCGUCUCCAUCUUCUCAGCACCUCCGGUGUGCUUCAGGCCUCCUUGGAGGUCCAAGUCUUCGACAGCCUCAGUGGCGUGGCCUACGAUCCGAGUCUUGGCCUCCUGCUUACGGACACCAGCGGCUUCGUGCAGUUGUGCGAUGUGCAGCCCGCCUGUGGCUUGAGCAACUUCAGCUACACGCUGGAUGCCAGGGAGUCGCAGGACACGGACGGUGCUGUGGAGCUACGGGACGUGGCAGCACUUGGGAAUGGCACCUUCCUGUUCCUGGAGACAGAUGGCCAAGGCAGCUUUGAUGCUGCAGUCGGCAGGAUAUACAAGGCUGAGCUCCCGCAAUCUGGGGGCAGCUUCUCGAAGUCUUUGGUGGCCGACUUCUUGCUGGACCUGGUCGACCUACGAGGGCAGGUGCUGAAGGGCUUCGACAGCCUGGCCGUGACGGGCCAUGUUGGAGAUGGGGAGGGGCGCAGAAUGUGGAUCGUGAACGACAACGAAGGUUACCAGGCCUUCAGCUAUGAAACCCGGCUGAUUCCUUUGAGAGCGCCCCUCGACUAG
This is a messenger RNA of Symbiodinium natans, 2148 nucleotides long. The record is from the annotation of a GenBank genome assembly. Lineage: Eukaryota; Dinophyceae; Suessiales; Symbiodiniaceae.